This is a messenger RNA of Caenorhabditis sp. 36 PRJEB53466, 1280 nucleotides long. NCBI's taxonomy places the organism in Eukaryota, Metazoa, Nematoda, Chromadorea, Rhabditida, Rhabditidae. The record is from the annotation of a GenBank genome assembly.
AUGCUUCUUUUAGCCCUACUAGUCAUUGUUGCUCAUUGGGCGAUUAUAGAGGUAAGUAAGUGGAUCAAGUUUGUACACAAACAUUUACCAUUGCUUGAUAAAGGCAGCUGAGCGAGAAUGUGGAAUUCCUAAGAAUCUUGUCACGUUACCCGACUUUGCCCAGGAAGAAAUCAGAGAAAUAUGGUAUCUUCACUUUUCAUUUUAAACUUUUUCUGGUUUUAUUGAAUAAUUACAGGAGAAACCACAUCCCGGGCACCCCAUGUCUAAAAGAAGUGGAAAUUGAGAGUGAUAUCCUGGACGUCAUUAAAAGUUUUGAAUCUGGUAUGUUAUCCUUUGUUUUGUGUCAAACUAAAUUUGGUUCCUUAAGAUUCUGCCCCAACAAACAGUGACAGAGCAUCCGAGCCCACAACAACUACUGUCCCUCCAAGUUCUUCAGAUCUCGAUUAUGAUCAUAUUGGGGUAAGUAAAACAGUUCUUUCAUUAUACAUCAGACAAAUAUAAUAUUCAGACAAAUGGUGGAACACCAAUACCACUCUUAUCUGUGCCAAAGUUUUCGGAUUCAGAACGGAAUCAGCGGAGUAAAACCAGAUCAGAGGAAGACAAUGAUUAUAUAGAUCAGGUAGGCCACUUUUCGAACUACAUUUCAAACAUUUGCUUGAAACAGACAACAUUCGAUGACGUAGCAAUGAUGCAGUUCGAUAAUACUAAUGCGCCAUUUCUAAGAACUGCAAGUGGAUAUGUGAAGGAUGAGUUUCGAAAAAUAUGGGAGGAUCAAAACAUUCCGAGUGAGAGCUUACGUUCUUUGAAGGUUUACGUGGUUUAUUCGUAUGAUGUCUUAAGAACAAAUAAUGUGUUUUAGAUUCAAACUCUCGCAGUGUCUCUUCUCACAUCAAAACAACUCACGGAAUACAAUCGCUGGGCUACAAAACGGCGGCGUGUUUUGAAGGUUUGCAAGAAAUGCGUGGCUGAAAUGUUGUUCUAAAAUGUUUAUGUAAUCUUAGGCUCGAGAGCAAGAGAUGAGGAAUUUGAGUCCUGAUGCAAAACAAGCGCUGAGGAAACUCAGUGUUCAGAAAGGUAUGUUUCAACUUGAAUUUCUUCUGCGACCCUUUGUAAUUACUUUACAAGUCAACAUUUUCCCAUUUUUACCGUUUCUCUACUUCAACACUAUUCCUCUUUUAGAUGACGUCAGUCAGCUAGUGGUGCCUUUAGAAGUGAAAAAGGAACUAACGAUUUUUGUGCAACGGUUGAACAGAAGGCGCAACUUGAAAUUGGUCCACUAA